AUGUUUGCUGUAGUGGGAGAGAAAGAAAUACAAAGAUUAAUAGAUGAAAAGGAAUCGAAAAGCACGCAAAGGACGAUAAAAAGGUCUGUCAACUUAUUUCGUUCGUUCUUGAGCCAGAGGAGUCAAAGUACUGAGUUCGAGAGUUUCAGUAAACAGGAGCUUAACGAAAAUCAGAGAUUGUUUUACGUCGCCAUUCGAACAAAGUCGGGAAGUAGUUUGAAAGUAAGCUCACUGAACAGUAUAAGGUACGGACUCGCCAAAUUCAUAAAGGAUUCAUGCCAAGUAGAUAUUUUGACUGACCCGGAAUUCAGUGAAUCGAAGAAGGUGUUUAAAGCAACCCUAACUGACAUGAAGAAAAAGGGAUUUGGUUCCGUUGAUCACAAGCCAGCGAUUUCUUCGGAGGAUUUGAAACAACUUUACGAGCCCAACAACACCGUUUUUAAUACCGAAACACCCUGUGGUCUCCAAAAUAAGGUGUGGUUUGACUUGAUGUUUUACUUAUGUCGCAGAGGCCGUGAGAACUUAAGGAAUAUGACCAAAAGUACUUUCUCAACUGACAUAGAUGCUUGUGGACGAGAAUUUGUGUUCCAAGCCAUAGAUGAAGCUGAUAAAAACCACAGAUCUAGUGCACCGGAUGAGACAGUUGGAGAGGCGAGGAUGUAUUCCCAGCCAGGAAAUGUUCAGUGUCCAGUUACUUCUUUCAAAAAGUAUCUGAAUAAACUACAUCCUGAAAUUGAUGCACUUUGGCAGCGACCCUUGAAUUCAUUUGACGAAAACAGUUCUGUAUGGUACUGUAAAUCUCCUUUGGGGAAAAACAUUCUUUCCAACAUGAUGCCUGAAAUUUCUAAACUUGGAAAGUUAUGGAGGAUUUAUACCAAUCACUCAAUUCGGGCCACUGUCAUCACAGCGUUAGACAACGCAGGCGUGGAAGCAAGGCACAUCAUGCGCGCCUCUGGCCACAAAAAUGAGGCUUCCAUUCGUAGUUAUGCUUGUCGCCUAAAUGAUACUAAAAAGAGAGAAAUGUCUGAAUGCCUUGGUGGAAUACUUGGAAGUCAAUCACGCUCAAAUUCUGAUGCCAAUACUGUCUCUACAGCUACCGGUAUUGUAGGAACAAGUCUUAAGGAAAACGAGUUUCCUGAAAUAACACCUGAAGAAUUAGAUUCUAUUUUCAGUGAUUCCACUUUUGACGAACUUUCUCACAGUGUUGUUAGCAGUGAAAAUGUUCCAAAUGCUCAGCCUCUAAGUGUGUUGAAUCUUAAUGCAAUACCCACAAGCUUAUCUACUAGUACAGGGUUUCAUGUUUACCCAACAAUGAAUAACUGUGUUGUGAACUUUAAUUUUGGUCCCCAAAAGUGAAAUGUGAUUUGUUGAAUUAU
Molecule: messenger RNA, 1376 nt
Organism: Ostrea edulis (European flat oyster)
Lineage: Eukaryota; Metazoa; Mollusca; Bivalvia; Ostreida; Ostreidae
Exons: 2
Coding region: 1-1356 (451 amino acids)
Biological process (GO): DNA recombination; DNA integration
Molecular function (GO): DNA binding
Source: RefSeq, a predicted model, not a curated record